Plasmodium inui San Antonio 1 is the source of this 1377-nucleotide messenger RNA. RefSeq names its product GTP cyclohydrolase I. The transcript has a single exon. The record is from RefSeq and is a predicted model, not a curated record. Lineage: Eukaryota; Apicomplexa; Aconoidasida; Haemosporida; Plasmodiidae. The coding region runs from base 1 to 1377 and encodes 458 amino acids. Gene Ontology annotation, cellular component: cytoplasm. Gene Ontology annotation, biological process: tetrahydrofolate biosynthetic process; tetrahydrobiopterin biosynthetic process. Gene Ontology annotation, molecular function: GTP cyclohydrolase I activity; zinc ion binding; GTP binding.
AUGUUCAAGCGAGGGGAUCUCAAUGGGGGGAGUCACCGUGGCGUAGAUAGUGUUGAGACGUAUGAGCAGAGAAGAUGCAUGCCGAGUGAAGCACCCGUUAAGGAUUCUCAGUUGGUAGGUGCAGAUGGAAGUGAAGACCUACAAGAGAGCCGCAAAUCCGUAUUGAGCAUUAGCCCUAUGAAGACCAAUUUAGGGUUAGGGUUGUUCCCGGUCCAGAAUGGUCUUGAAGAGAAUGGCGUAAGGGGAAGAGGAUGCGGAAGAUCGAAUAAUUGCCGAGAUGGGGAUGAGCAUCUGGCCUACACAAGUCAGUCUAGGUGUAGCUUUGUCAACAAGGAUAGGCAAUUGCGUUAUAAUGGCAUUAGCAUUUCGGGGAAGAUCGAAAAAAUGACGGAUGGUCCGACCAACGCAGGGGUACUAAGCCGUCUUAGUGAAGAGGCGGGUUUGGGGAAGACCCGCCGAGACAACUCUGGGAACUCCACGGAGGCACCCUCCCCGUGUGCUAUCUGUAUGGAGGGGAAAAAUGGCCUAGUCAAAGGGGUUGUCAAUGGGGUCAUCAAUGGGGUGCGGAGGAAGGUGAUCAAAAGGGUGGAGAAGAAGGACGAUCAGGGGGGCAGCGGUGAUGGGAGUAGCCGUGAUGGGAGUAGUGGUAACUCCAGUGGUGGUGACACCAAUCGGGAGGCUUCCCCUCCCAUGCGGGGCAGCGAACGUAACAGUGCAGACACUCCCCGAAAAAGUGACGAAAAGGAUGGCACAAAGAAGCAGGAACGCAAGCGGGCACAGAAGAAGGCGCAGAAACGGGCACAAAAACAGGCCCAAAUAGCAGACAUAAGAAAAAGCAUUAACAACAUUUUACGAUCCUCCAAUGUGCCCCCAAAAGAAAUACUCAAAAGGACGAGCCGCAGAUUUUCGGAUACCUUUCUGUACUUAACAAAAGGGUACCAUAUGAACGUAGGAAAAGUUAUAAGAAAAUCUCUGUACAAGAGAAAUUACAAAAAUAGUUCCCUCAUCAAGAUAAGUGGCAUUCAUAUUUACUCUCUGUGCAAACAUCAUCUGUUGCCAUUCGAAGGAGAGUGCACCAUCGAGUAUGUCCCCAACAGAUAUAUUAUGGGUCUGUCCAAAUUUGCGAGAGUUAUCGACAUAUUCGCUAGGAGGUUACAGCUACAGGAAGAUUUAACCAAUGACAUUUGUAACGCUUUGGGGAGAUAUUUGAAGCCUAAAUAUAUUCACGUCAAUGUUGUGGCAAGACAUUUGUGCAUUAAUAUGCGCGGAGUGAAGGAACACGAUGCGACUACUGUGACGAAUGCGUACUAUGGAGUAAAAAAUGAUACGCGUCCGAAUCAGGCGGUGGAUGGACUUACGCUCGCCCCCCUUCCAUGA